Molecule: messenger RNA, 2037 nt
Organism: Phyllotreta striolata
Lineage: Eukaryota; Metazoa; Arthropoda; Insecta; Coleoptera; Chrysomelidae
Source: the annotation of a GenBank genome assembly
CUUGGAUAUUAUAACAGUCUUGACCUUCACUACUGUCAAAAAAAAGUUAUUUGACAUUGACGUAUGCGAGUCAUUCUUGUCAAUUGGUAAAUAAGUGGGAGGCGAACGUUCUAGAAAAAGGAAGAAUUUUCGAUAGAAUAUCGCGAUUUUAACCACGUUCGAAUCGUAUUAAUCGAAAGAAAACAGUGAAACGUCCGCACGCGAAAUGGAUAAGGUCGCCGCUUUGAAAGACAAGGGAAACGCAGCCCUUAGCGCCAACAAAAUCGACGAGGCCGUCAAAUACUACACGGAAGCCAUCGACGUCGAUCCGAAAAACGCCGUUUUAUAUUCCAACAGGUCCGCCGCUUACGCCAAAGGCAGUCAAUACGAGCUGGCCCUCAAAGACGCCGAAAGGGCCGUGGAAAUCAAGCCGGAAUGGUCGAAGGCGUACUCCCGGAAAGGAGCGGCCCUCUCCUAUUUAGGUAGAUUCGAGGAAGCCAUAGCGACGUACGAGAAAGGCUUGCAAAUCGAUCCUAACAAUGCCCAACUCACCGAAGGUCUAGCUGAGGUGAGAAGUCAAAAAGCCCAAAGGAGCCGAUCGAUGCCGAACCCCUUCUCCGGACCGGACGUGCUGUUCAAACUGAGAAACGAUCCCCGGACCAAGGCGUUCCUGGACGAUCCGGAGUACCUGGCCCUAUUGGCGCAACUGCAAUCGAACCCGCAGAGCUUGGGCAGCCACCUGCAGGAUUCGAGGGUGCUCACCACGCUCAGCGUGCUGAUAGGAAUGGAUCCGGGGGCCGACGAACCCAUGGACACGGAACCAGUCUACACGCCGCCGCCUAAGAAACCGGAGCCCAAGCCGCAGCCGAAGGCGGAACCCGAACCGGAAUUGCCGGAGAACAAAAAGUUAGCGAAUUUGGCGAAGGAAGAGGGUAAUUCGUGUUACAAGAAGAAGGACUUCGACAACGCCAUCAAGCACUACAGGCAGGCCAUCGAGCACGAUCCCACCGACAUAACGUUCUACAAUAACCUGGCGGCGGUGUACUUUGAGCGAAAGGAGUUCGACCAGUGCAUCAAGGAGUGCGAAAAGGGCAUCGAAAUCGGCCGAGAGAACCGGGCCGAUUUCAAACUGAUAGCCAAAUCGUUUAUGCGCAUCGGCAACGCGCACAGGAAAUUGAAGGACUACAAAACCGCCAAGAUUUUCUACGAGAAGUCCAUGUCCGAGCACCGAACGCCCGAAAUAAAGACGCUCCUGUCGGAUGUGGAGAGGAUCAUAAAGGACGAGGAGAAGAAGUCGUACAUCAAUCCCGAAUUGGCCGAGAAAGAAAAGGAAUUAGGCAACGAAUUGUUCAAAAAGGGCGACUACGCGACGGCCGUGAAGCACUACACGGAGGCGAUAAAGCGCAAUCCGGACGACGCGAAAUUGUACAGCAACCGGGCCGCCUGCUACACGAAACUGGCCGCCUUCGAUCUGGGCCUGAAAGACUGUGAUAAGUGCGUCGAGCUGGAACCCAAGUUCAUCAAGGGCUGGAUAAGGAAGGGCCACAUUCUGCAGGGCAUGCAGCAAUCGAACAAGGCGAUAGCGGCGUUCCAGAAGGCGCUGGAGAUCGAUCCGAACAACAUGGAGGCCUUGCAGGGUUACAGGGCGUGCACCAUCGAAAACGCGAAUCUCGACGGGGAUCCGGAGAAGGUGAGACAACGGGCCAUGUCCGAUCCGGAGGUGCAGCAGAUUCUCAGAGAUCCGGCGAUGCGGAUGAUAUUGGAGCAGAUGCAGAACGAUCCCAAAGCGCUACAGGACCAUCUAAAGAAUCCCGAUAUCGCCGCUAAAAUACAGAAAUUGCUCGCGUCCGGGCUGAUCGCUAUCCGUUGAUGAAUUUAGUUUUCUUUUUUUUUAUUAAUUAUUCGUAUUCAUAUAAGAUUUUUAUUUUGUGAAAUAAUUGGUAAAUUGAUUUAUCAAGUUAACGAACGACUGGUUUCCAUGUAACGUAUCAAUUUUUUUUGUAUCGUUAGGUUGUAACAUCGGCAUUAAAUUAUAAAAUGAUUUAAAAAAAAGAAAAA